Molecule: messenger RNA, 2769 nt
Organism: Daldinia caldariorum
Lineage: Eukaryota; Fungi; Ascomycota; Sordariomycetes; Xylariales; Hypoxylaceae
Product: DUF1604-domain-containing protein
Exons: 1
Coding region: 205-2505 (766 amino acids)
Biological process (GO): mRNA processing
Cellular component (GO): nucleus
Molecular function (GO): RNA binding
Source: RefSeq, a predicted model, not a curated record
AGCCAGGAUACUUUAUCUCUUCUUUCUUUACAAUUGCUACAUAGUAGAAACAUCCAACUUCAAAAUAUAUUGAACCCUUGUGUUUUUUUUCUAUCUAUGCUUUUUCAUUUGCCUACAUUUACCCGGUAAACUGGAAACGACCCACCACCACAUUGCGCGAAUGUAUUCCACUCUUCCUUGCAGCCCGUAAGCCUCGUAAGCCUCAUGUCAUUCAAGCGAUCCCGCGCUACCUUCGAAGCCGACCUCCAAGCUCAGCAAUCCCCGUACGUUCUCUUCGGCACCCCCCUGCCCCCCCUCGACCCCGAAGUUCGCGACGACGGGUCGUACGUCCCAGUAUGGAAGCAGGAAGUGCGGGAUGAGCGCGGUCGCAAGCGCCUCCACGGCGCCUUUACAGGCGGCUGGAGUGCUGGCUACUUUAACACCGUUGGCUCUAAGGAAGGAUGGACGCCCUCUACCUUUGUCUCCUCGCGCACAAAUCGUCGCAAGGAUGAAAAGACCCCCAAGCAGCAGCGGCCCGAGGACUUCAUGGAUGAGGAGGACCUAGCUGAUGCAGCUGAGGCACAGAAACUACAGACGGCCCAGGGGUUCGCCGGCCUGGGGGCUACGGACGAGGAUGGCUUAAUGCGACAGGGUGGAGGACUUGCUGAUCUAUUCAGAGUUCAAGGGGACACGAUGGGCGUAAAGCUUCUGCGGAGGAUGGGUUGGAAGGAUGGUCAAGGGAUUGGGCCCAAAGUCCGUCGAAAAGCUCGACUCGAUGUCAGUAGCAAACCUGGCAGUUCAACUCAGGAGGAGGGCGAGACAUAUCUCUUCGCGCCAGACGACGUGGCCCUUAUUUCCUUUACGAAGAAAUUGGACCGCAAGGGAUUGGGAUAUGAGGGAGAGGCCAGAUUAACACCGAUGAAGCUAGAUAAAAGGGAAGACGCCGAAUCAAGCUCCGACGAAGACUCGCGCAACGGGCCUUUAAUACGUCCGGGGGCUCUUAAGAAAAAGAAGCCGAGUAAAUUCGGGAAAGGUGGAAUAGGCAUUGGUGUCUUAAACGACACGGGGUCCGACGAUGAAGACCCGUACGAGAUCGGGCCAAAAAUAUCAUAUAACAGAAAUAUAGGAGGGGAUAAAAAGAAGAAAAAAGCAACAAAUAUAACAACGUCAGCUAAUCCAGCUCUGCGCUCCGCACCCGUAUUUAUAUCUCGGAAGAGCGCCCUCGCGCAAGCAGGCAAGAAUCUACGGAAAUGCCACGAUGGCCGCUUACCCCUUGACGGCUUCGUUUUCGGCGUCGAGACGGACGAUCUAGCAUCCACUAUCAACGCCGAAGUCAACAAAUACCCGCCCCCUGAAAUACCACCAGGCUGGAAAUCCAGCAAGCAACGCAAAUCCGACGUACCCGCAGCAACCACAUCAGACUAUAUGUCAACCGCCGACGCAGCCAAAGCCUCCAAACUAGACCCUAAAUCGCGUGCCGCGCUAUUGGGCGAGGCCCAACUCCCUGGCAAAUCCGUCUUCGACUUCAUCUCCCCGUCCGCGCGCGACCGUCUCGCCGCCGCAACCGGAAAGGCCAAUCUCCCUCCCGGCCUAGGCGAAAUUCCAGAAGGAUACUCGUUGAGCGAGGCGGAGAAGCAGCAGGAACUCCUGCGCCAGGUCCCCGAGCUCGAUAAGACCACUGCUGCGGCUGCGAUAGCCCGCGGCGCGAGCGGUGGCGCGGCACCGUACGCAGACGACGAGGCGAAGCGCGCGCGGUACAGGACGUAUCUCGAAUGGGCUGCUGGUUUCGGCGCGAACCCGCCGCCUCGCGCGCCCAACGCCAGCGUGGAGGAUUGGCUCCGCGAGCUCCACGAGUUCCGCAGCUGCGCGCUGAUCUUCAAGCCCAUGACGGGUGCCAUGGCCUCGCGAUUUACCACUUCUUCUUCUUCGACAUCGGCCUCGAAACUGGCUACGGGAUCCUCCGGCGCCGUCUCCUCCUCCUCGGACAAAGACCUGCUUUCGCAGAAGCCCGUGGACCCCGCGGAGCAGGCUGCGAAGCUGGGCAUGUACGGCGCGAUGACGCGGUCGGUGCGCGAUUUCUACCCCACCAGGCUGCUGUGCAAGAGGUUCAAUGUCAAGCCCCCCGCGCACGUGCAGCCGGACCAGCAGCCGGAGUCGGAUCAUAGGGGAGGAGGAGGAGCUGCUGCUGCUGGGUCUAGAAUGUCCAAGAGCUCGUAUGGUGCGGGUAUGGGUAUGGGUGUAUCUGGGUUUACGACCGGCGCGAUGACGCUAGAUGAGUUGCUGAAGUCGGCGCAGGCGCAGAUGCAGACGCAGACUACUACUGGCAGCAAUACCGAAGCAGCGGCAGCGGCUGCGGUUGCGCCAAUACCAAAAGCGAUCGAGGCGCCACCGCCGAAGAAGGAAGACACGACGGUGGCGGCGGCGGUGGUGGUGAAUGCGGAAGUUAACGAGGCGGUGGAAGGCAAGAGGGCACAGGACGAUGUGCUGCGAGCUAUAUUUGGCGAUAGCAGUGACGAUGAGGACUAGUUAGGUAGAUUAUGAGAUAUAGGUUAGGUACCUCCUUAGGUUAAAUAAGGUCAGGUACUUAUUAUGUACGGAAUACUAGGUUAGAGGUAGUAGAGCAAACCUGUACGAUGGAAGUGGAAGUAAGUUGGUUGUUGGUAGUGGUAGAGCUAGCUAUACCCCGUCGAGAAACGAUAUUGAUUGAACUAACUACCGCAAAGCUUUGAACGAACUUGCUAUUAUUAUGUGUCGUGCGUUAGUCAUAUGUAUAACAGCUAAAACAUGUGG